UGCCAAGAAACCAUGCCAGCUCUUCUUCUUCUCUUGCUGUUGAGCCUGAACGGAGCGUUGGCCUCGUCGGCCGACGUUGGCCAGUUCGCCUACCAAGGCUUCGCCGCGGCGAACCUAACUCUGGACGGUCUUUCCGUCGUCAUGCCCAAUGGCCUCCUCGCUCUCACCAACUUCACUUCCCAGGGAAAAGGACACGCCUUCCACCCCGCCCCGCUCAGCUUCAUCAACACGACGACGAACUCCUCCACUACCGUGGCGCGGUCCUUCUCCGCAUCCUUCGUGUUCGCCAUCGUGUCCAUAGUGGAUGGCCUGACUGACCAAGGGCUCGCCUUCGUGCUCGCCCCGACUUUGAACCUCUCGUCGGCCAACGCUGGCCAGUACCUGGGGCUCCUCAACGCCACGAACGGCACUGCAAGGGACCACAUCUUGGCGGUCGAACUCGACAUCAUCCAGAACCCUGAGAUGAGAGACAUCAACAGCAACCACGUGGGCAUCGACGUCAACAGCCUCAUCUCGCAGCAAGCAAAGCCGGCCGGCUACUACGGCGAUGGCGACGGCGCCUUCCGAGACCUGAUGCUGAAUAGCGGCAAGCCAAUGCAAGUGUGGGUGGACUACGAUGGCCAGGCCAGGCAACUCAAUGUCACACUAGCUUCCGUACAAGCUCCCAAGCCCAAGAAUCCUUUGCUCUCUGAAGCCAUUGAUCUCUACACUAUCGUGGCGGAGACAAUGUAUGUUGGCCUCUCAGCAUCGUCGGGCGUGUUGUCCGCGCACCACUACAUCCUUGGAUGGAGCUUCAGCUUGGAUGGACCUGCUCCACCACUUGACUUCUCGAAGCUUCCCACCCUGCCGCAUGUGGGUCCGGAACCUCGUUCCAAGAUCUUGUACAUCGCUCUACGAUCAGCCACCGUCUUGCUCAUCCCUUCAGUGCUAGCUGUUGUAUUCUUCCUGUGGCGUCGCCGUCGGUUUGCAGAGGUGCGCGAAGAUUGGGAGGACGAUUUCGGCCCACACCGGUUCACAUACAAAGAUCUCUUUCAUGCCACCGAUGGGUUCAAGAACAGUAAUAUACUCGGCGUCGGUGGGUUUGGAAAAGUAUACAAAGGGGUACUUCCAGCGUCUAAUUUGGAGAUCGCGGUGAAGAGAGUGUCACAUGACUCAAGGCAAGGAGUACGGGAGUUCAUUGCUGAAGUGGUGAGCAUUGGCCGUCUCCGCCACCGAAAUCUAGCACAGUUACUAGGAUAUUGUCGGCGCAACGGUGAACUUCUCUUAGUCUAUGAGUACAUGGAAAAUGGUAGUCUUGACAAAUAUUUGUACAAUAAAAAUGGUCCAGCUCUACAUUGGACUCAAAGGACCUGGAUCAUCAAAGGUGUCACGUCAAGCUUACUUUAUCUACAUGAGGAUUGGGAGCAGGUCGUCAUCCACCGAGAUAUAAAAGCAAGCAAUGUGCUACUGGAUGGGCAAAUGAAUGGUCGGCUAGGUGACUUUGGUUUGGCAAGGUUAUACGAUCAUGGCACGGAUGCUCACACAACACAUGUUGUUGGCACCAUGGGAUACCUCGCACCAGAACUUGUGCGCACUGGAAAGGCAACACCCUCAACUGAUGUAUUCGCAUUCGGCGUGUUUCUCCUAGAGGUCGCCUGUGGACGCAGGCCAAUCGGGAGUGACGAGCAUAACAACCCGGUGGUGCUGGUCGACUGGGUGCUUGAGCACCACUCCAAUGGCUCUAUCAUUGAUGCAGUGGAUUCACGGCUCAUGGGGAAAUUCAACACGGAGGAGGUAACCCUCGUGCUCACACUAGGUUUGUUGUGCGCACACCCAUUGCCCAACGCAAGGCCUAGCAUUCGAAAGGUCAUGCAGUACCUGGACAGUGACCAGUCCCUCCCUCGUCUGUCUGCAACCUACAUGAGCUACAGCAAGAUGGCCCAGAUGCAGAGCGAAGGGUUCGAUUCAUACAUCAUGCCACACACUCCGAGGGUCAAGAGUAUUUGCAGUGCAUCUGGUGAGUCCUGGGAGACAGUUAUGUUCGAUGGGAGGUGAAGUGUUGUUUGCAGUUAGCGGAAAAUCAAAUCUGAUCUCGGGUGCAUAUGCACCCGGUAUGUAUAAAACAUAUUUCCAAACCGUAAAAAAUUUAGGAAAAAAAUUUAGCAUGUAGAGGGACAUGUUCUAUGUGUGCAC
This is a messenger RNA of Lolium rigidum, 2172 nucleotides long. RefSeq names its product L-type lectin-domain containing receptor kinase SIT2-like. The record is from RefSeq and is a predicted model, not a curated record. Gene Ontology annotation, cellular component: plasma membrane. Gene Ontology annotation, molecular function: ATP binding; carbohydrate binding; protein kinase activity. The transcript has a single exon. Lineage: Eukaryota; Viridiplantae; Streptophyta; Magnoliopsida; Poales; Poaceae. The coding region runs from base 13 to 2034 and encodes 673 amino acids. Gene Ontology annotation, biological process: protein phosphorylation.